CCAUUAGCUAUUUCCGUGUUGAAAGCGGGAGGUAGGGCCUCAUUCACGGGGGGAUUGUGCCCCAUGGAAAGUAGGACGGGGCAUAGGGUGUGGGGCAGAUCCAAGUGCAUGCUGGGAAAUACAAUAAAUUCUCUGCAGUCGGCGGCUCCCCCCGCUGAGCCGUAGGUGAGGCGGGGUACUGCUCCCUCCCGCCCUGACUUUGAACCCAGGCGAUCGGCGCGGGACGGGGAAUGGAGUGUGUGCUCCGGCCCUGCAGGGCUGAAGACUGCGCGGAGGUCGUGCGGAUGAUAAAGGAGCUGGCAGAGUUUGAGAAGCUCCCGGACCAGGUAGAAAUCAGCGACCAAGUGCUCCGGGAAGACGGUUUCGCCAACGACCCUUUCUACAGAUGUCUGGUGGCGGAGGUCCCACCCGAGCACCGGAGUCGAGACGGACACACCGUCGUGGGGUACGGCCUCUAUUUCUUCACCUACAGUACCUGGAAAGGCAGGAACAUCUACAUGGAAGACCUGUACGUCAUGCCUGAGUUCAGAGGUAAAGGCAUUGGCAAGAAGCUUAUGAGUAAAAUUGCAGAGAUCGGCGUGGAGAACAGAUGCUCCCAGAUGAAGUUUGUGGUGCUGGACUGGAAUCGAGCGGCCAUCGACUUCUACCAGGGCCACGGGGCGGUGGACCUCACGGCCGCCGAGGGCUGGCACUUCUUCCACCUCGAAGGAGAUGCCCUGAAGCAGCUAGCGCGGGGGCAGCUGGGACAGUGACGUGGCCACCGGCCCCCACUCCCCUCCCAGAGCCGGGGAGAGAACCCAGGAGUCUGGGAUCCCACUCCUCUGCUGGAAACCUUCAUAGAUGCUCCUGUAAAAUGCCUUUCUGCUGAUCGAUUUCUUGGGGGGCGGUUUCAGGGUCAGGCAAAGCUGUGGGAAUGAGGAUGGUGGGAGGGCCAAGCCCCCCAGCUGCGGGGAGGUCUCUAGAUCCACUGGGAUCCUGUCUCCCAGCAAGCCCCAGCCUCUAGAAUAAAACCAUGGGGAACAAA
Messenger RNA from Gopherus evgoodei (Goodes thornscrub tortoise), 1024 nucleotides. RefSeq names its product diamine acetyltransferase 2-like. The transcript has 7 exons. Gene Ontology annotation, molecular function: N-acetyltransferase activity. The record is from RefSeq and is a predicted model, not a curated record. NCBI's taxonomy places the organism in Eukaryota, Metazoa, Chordata, Testudines, Testudinidae. The coding region runs from base 231 to 752 and encodes 173 amino acids.